This is a messenger RNA of Symbiodinium sp. CCMP2592, 1263 nucleotides long. Lineage: Eukaryota; Dinophyceae; Suessiales; Symbiodiniaceae. The record is from the annotation of a GenBank genome assembly.
AUGGCCAUGGGCCUCGUGCUCAUCACAUUGGGCUUGCCGGCCUUUCUGUUAGUCGGCUCGCUGGACCUCCUGGGAAACCUUUACGAAGCUUGCGGAGGCGACCGGAAAGACUGGACUCUCUUCGUCGUUGGGGCGGACAAGCCGGACGAUGUUCCAGAGCAGUGUAACCGGGAAGCUGCCGGAAAGAUGGAGGCCGUACGUGGCAAGGGCCCCUGGCCGAACUUCGUCUACCAUCUUCGGAACAACCAUCCCGUCUUCGGCGUCUUCUGUUGCGAGCACGGACAUCCCUUCAGUCCUGUUGAGAGAAUGGGCUUGCUGGUGCUGCUUCUUAGCUUCGCUUACUUCAUGGCCGGAUUGAAGGUGAAGUUUGUUGACUAUACGAAGCACGCGCACUGGCAUGACGAAUUGGACUGGCUGUGGAUCGACUGCUACUCAUUAGUAUGCAUAACCCUGCCCAGCAUGGUCCUGCAGACCAUGCUGAAAUUUUUUGCAUUGCUGAACUACAAGUAUGUGCUGAACAAGUACAGCUACUUUGCAAAGAUGCGAGACCAGCGCUGCCGUUCCUUUGCAAGGCAGUUCUGUGUUGACCGCGGUCUUGGCAUCGAGCGACCCCGAACCCGUCGGCAGCAAGGUACUGGCUUCGGGGAUUGUGACUGCCUCGAGAAGUGCUGCACGCUCUUUUGCAAGCUCUCCGACGCUUGCAAGGCUUGCAACAACUCCUGCGAAGAUGGAAAAGCGCAAGCUGUCAACUCACUUUUCGCCAGCCUCUUCGCUGGGCUGGCCUUUGCUGGGUCCUGUGUCUUCGUCGUCCUUGGGAUCUGGCUCGACAUGGACGCCUCGGAAGAUGUUUGGCAAUCUGUCAGCAUCGGCGCAGGGCAGCGGUUUCGACUGCUCGGGCAGGAGGUGCCUCCACACCCUGAGCUUUGGCUGGAGAUGCGCCAGUUUUUCCGGCUGCUGGACCGGAACAACGAUGGGCUCAUCAGCGGCUCGGUCCCAUGUUGGUGCCGUUUUAUGCGCCACCUGCAGGGCUUGGCGUUUUUGGGGGUUUGGGGCAGAAGUUUCGGAGGUCGGGCUAGUCAUCUCCUGCCAAGAAUGAACGGCAGAAAUCUGUUUGCAAGUAUGAUUCAGUAUCGAAUCCUCGUCAUGACCACCCUGGCCACCGUGACCACCAUCACCACCACCACCGUCAACUCCCAUCACUAUAAUCACUAUUAUCACAGUCGUCGUCAUCCUCAUCAUCACCACUCCAACGUCCAGGCUUGA